This is a messenger RNA of Frankliniella occidentalis (western flower thrips), 775 nucleotides long. RefSeq lists its product as uncharacterized. The annotation marks the transcript as partial. The transcript is spliced from 3 exons. The record is from RefSeq and is a predicted model, not a curated record. Lineage: Eukaryota; Metazoa; Arthropoda; Insecta; Thysanoptera; Thripidae.
UAGCGGCGCCGCCGGUGGGGGGCUGGCGUCAUCGGCGGCAGUGGGCAGCAUGGUGCUGCCCGGGGUGGUGGCCACGGUGCUGGCCGCGGCGCUGCUGCUGGGGGGCCGUCAUGCCACCAGCACCGCCACCACCUCGGCCUCCACCGCCGCGGUGUCUCCGAGCCCGACCACCAACACCACCGCCUCCACCGCGGCCGUCACCAACACCACGGCGGCUGCGGGGACCAGCAGCAGCACAGUGCCGCCUCGGCUGCUGUUGGCCGACGACGACAUUGACGCGCACCACGACUACAUCCCGACGAGUCGGGAUCACGUCCUGUGCACGGGGCUGAGGUGCAAGGAGGGCAACGGCGGCGUGCGACCAGCGUGCGGCUACUGGGACGUCAACAAGUCGUACUUUCUGUUCGACAGCUUGUGCGACAUGCUCUACUUCAGCUGCAUGACGGAACGCAAUUACGCCCAGGUGACCCUUACCUUGUGCACGGAGGGCGACCAAACGUCCACGGCUGGCCGGCAGACCACAAGGCCACUGAAAAGCAGCACGUCGACUUACGGCGUGCCGACGACAGCCAGCCCUAGUAGUCCGUCGCUCUCCUGGACAGGCGCGCAGUGGACGACCCAGAGGCCGAGUCACGCACCCCACCCGUACCCUUCCCCGCCCUCCUCUCCACUUCCUGUUCUCACUUUCCCCCCACUCCCUACUCACCCCGAAUGGUCACCACCGUGGCAGCACACGUCGGUACAGCCCACUACCCUAUACAACCUUCCACCCCCG